AUGCGCCACGGCGUGUACCGCCCGGAGCUGCACAUUAGAUCGUUGCAAGACGGGGAACUCCAGACAUCUCGGAAGAACAUGUUUAAAUAUCCCGACGACGAAGUGGUGGAUUCUCCUCAAUCUGUCAAGUCACAGCAGCCGAUUGAGGUGGCGGUGGAGAUGAAUUCUUUCUCGUCAGCGUAA
Messenger RNA from Suillus paluster, 183 nucleotides. RefSeq lists its product as uncharacterized. The coding region runs from base 1 to 183 and encodes 60 amino acids. The record is from RefSeq and is a predicted model, not a curated record. Lineage: Eukaryota; Fungi; Basidiomycota; Agaricomycetes; Boletales; Suillaceae. The transcript is spliced from 2 exons.